Messenger RNA from Cercopithifilaria johnstoni, 201 nucleotides. The record is from the annotation of a GenBank genome assembly. Lineage: Eukaryota; Metazoa; Nematoda; Chromadorea; Rhabditida; Onchocercidae.
AUGAGUAACGAUCAAAUUGAUAAGGAAAAGAGUAAAGUACUAACAGCGCGCAUCGCUUUUGAUUAUGAUAAUAAUAAUAGUGAUGAUGAUGAUGACAGAGAUAAUAAUGACGAUAAUGAUAAUUAUGAUGUAGAGGAAGCUGUAGGCCGCCGCGUCGCGGCCUUAAGCUGCGGUGGCGAUGCAACAGAGACGACGUCCUAA